GUUUAAAGAAGCUCUCUGCUGAGCAUUGAUCCUCUAUCCUUGUAUUCAACAUAGGACUUGCAUUAUGGCUGUAAUGAUACAGCUCUUGAGCUUAUGCUUACUGGUUCUGCUUGUGGAGGGAAGCACACAAACUAACACUACAACUACACCAGAUACAAGCACACAAAUUACCACUACAACUACAUCAGAGGGAAGCACACAAACUAACACUACAACUACACCAGAUGUAAGCACACAAAUUACCACUACAACUACAUCAGAGGGAAGCACACAAACUAACACUACAACUACACCAGAUGUAAGCACACAAAUUACCACUACAACUACAUCAGAGGGAACCACACAAACUACCACUACAACUGCACCAGGUCCCUGUUCCUCGAACCCUUGUCCUUUUGACAGCAACUGUCAAGAACUCCUGACUAAUUACACAUGUGUGUGUCGACCGGGACUGUUCUACGAUGCAAAGCUGAGAUCCUGUAACCUAGCAAAGACUUUCCCAAGUGAUAUAAGAUUUACAAAAAUGGACUAUAAUUCAAAUAUGGCAGACAAGAACUCAGAAAUAUUCCAACAGAAAGCAAAUGAUAUCCUUAAAGAGAUUAACACUGUUUUGACUAAUACUGAUGGUUAUCUUGGAUCCGUGGUGAAGAGUCUAUCAAAAGGCAGUGUAAUAGCAGAUGUAGAGAAUUUCUACAGUCCUUUGUCAAAAGUUGAUGAAGUUACUGUACAGACGGAAUUACGUAACCUGCCAGAAACAGAAGUCAAAAUGAAGGAUAUAUGCUCUACUGGAUUCUGUGAAGAGACAAGCACAGAUUGUGAUUCCAAGACUGGUCUAGCUGAAUGCAGUUGCAAGAAUGGAUACAUAAAGUUGACAGCAACACAACAGGCUUGCUUUCCCUGUCCCAGUGGUGAGAAAGCAGUGGGUUCUGAGAAAUGUGAACAAUGUCCUUUUGGAUACUCUGGUUUCAACUGUAAAGAAUCGUACCUCUUAAUUCUAGUUGUGGUCGCCUGUGUUUUGGGCAUACUUCUUCUCGGCACUCUCAUAGGUGCUAUAGUCUUGUACUUGAGGUCAACAAAAGAGACCAAAUCUCCAGGAAAAAAUUCCCCAAAUGGCAAUCUUGAGUUCAAUAAGCCUGCAGGAAUUCCCAGGAUCCCACGGGCUAACCCUAAUGGUGGCUGGCAACCGACUAAUCUGGAGAUGGCAGACAGUGGAAGCAGAAACGCCCUGGUGACCAAGGACACAGAUAACACAAGGAUGUGGGAUUAUGCAUACAUUGAUGAUGCAAGGAGCCAGAAGAGCCAGACAUCCUUUAGAACAGGAUAUGGAGCCUCAGGAGCGAAUAACGGGCCCAAGGCCAACAGGAACCCCUACUAUGAUGCAUAUGAGGACAAAAUGCGCCGAUACUAAUUUUACACACACAAAAAAAGACUCCAUUUAUUGAUUUCUUCAGCAGAAAUGGUUUGUCUUAUAACAAGGUUGGCUCUAUAGAAUGAUGCUAUUAAAAAACAUCUGUACAAAUAGGAAAAAAUAUUUUAAGUAUUAAGCCUUAACAUUUGAAUUUUUAACAUUAGAAAGAAAGUCUUUUAUUGAACUGUAUGCUGGACAAAAACGAAUGAACAUUUCAAUCAGAGUAGGUGUGUGUGUGUGUGUGUGUGUGUGUGUGUGUGUGUGUGUGUGUGUGUGUGUGUGUGUGUGUGUGU
This is a messenger RNA of Ictalurus punctatus (channel catfish), 1701 nucleotides long. It is a transcript of the gene muc13b, whose product is annotated as mucin 13b, cell surface associated. The record is from RefSeq and is a predicted model, not a curated record. Bases 65 to 1408 code for a protein of 447 amino acids. Gene Ontology annotation, biological process: cell-cell junction assembly. The transcript is spliced from 18 exons. Lineage: Eukaryota; Metazoa; Chordata; Actinopteri; Siluriformes; Ictaluridae.